AAACAAAUAAUACAUCCUGGACAAAUAGACAUUGUGAACAAGGCAUUUUCUCCAAGUGAAGAAAAAUUCAAAUGGGCAUCAGAUGUUGUGACUGCUUUUGAAGAGCAAGAAAAACAAGGAAAGGUCAGUGGAAUAGAUGAUCCAAGGAAAUACCUUGGCAUAAUGUCAUGAGCAGUGUUGGUGUGUGCCAGAAAGCCAAAGAAAAACAAAGAGUAUGACUGAAGAACAGUAAAGACCAACUCUAGCAGUCCAUUUUAAAGAGAUGUUCUAUUUAAAGGGAGUCUAAGAAAAUGUCUGAAGAAUAGCAGAAACCAAGUUUAGGUGUCCUGUUUUAGGGAGGUGUCCACUAUAUAUAGAGUCAAAGAAAAUGACUGAAGAACAACAGAAACCAACCCUAGGUGUCCUGUUUUAGGGAGGUGUCCACUAUAUAGAGAGUCAAAGAAAAUGACUGAAGAACAACAAAAACCAACUCUAGGUGUCCCGUUUUAGGGAGGUGUCCACCAUAUAUAGAGUUAAAGAAUAUGACUGAACAACAACAGGGACCAAACCUAAGUGUCCAUUUUAGGGAGGUGUCCGCCUUGUAGAGAGUCAAAGAAAAUGACUGAAGAACUUCAGGGACUAACUCUUGGUGUCCGUUUUAGGGAGGUGUCCACCUUAUAGAGGGGCAAAGAAAAUGAUUGAAGAACAAUAAGGAUCAACUCUUGGUGUCUGUUUUAGGGAAACAGGGACCAACUAGGUGUCUGUCUAGGGAGUGCCUGCCUUAUAGAGCUAGCUGUCCUUUAAGAGAGAUUUGACUUAAUUUUCAUCUGUUUCUGCCAACAGGGAGCUAUAGAUUUCCAUGGUUAUAUGAUUGAUAUGCCAACUGUUCAACAGGCAAGAAAUGUACUUCGUUUGGCAGAGGCAACAGGAUCCAGCAAGUAA
This is a messenger RNA of Porites evermanni, 921 nucleotides long. The record is from the annotation of a GenBank genome assembly. NCBI's taxonomy places the organism in Eukaryota, Metazoa, Cnidaria, Anthozoa, Scleractinia, Poritidae.